Molecule: messenger RNA, 3142 nt
Organism: Chanos chanos (milkfish)
Lineage: Eukaryota; Metazoa; Chordata; Actinopteri; Gonorynchiformes; Chanidae
Gene: gpr155a
Product: G protein-coupled receptor 155a
Exons: 17
Coding region: 300-2744 (814 amino acids)
Biological process (GO): intracellular signal transduction; negative regulation of BMP signaling pathway; transmembrane transport
Cellular component (GO): membrane
Source: RefSeq, a predicted model, not a curated record
UAAUGUGAAAAGUUUAACAUGGACCUUCGCCUGGGUCUCUCGUCCCAUGUGAUGUUAGAGAAGGACAGGAUGAGACAUAUAUGCAAAUUUAUUUCCGCGAAGGUUCACCAUCAGGAUUGCAAAAAGGAAUGAUUGUUCGGCAAAGUACCACACUGCUUUCCAGAGCAGUGUAGCCCGCACACAGACACGACGCCUCCUCCGGCGGAUGCACCUGCUGUCAACUUGCUAGCCGUAGUUAUCGGGAUUCGGUGUGUCUUUUCACUUCAAGUGUGAUCGCCUUUAAACUUCCAUCAAAGAAGAUGGAUGUCCUGUCUUCCAACAUCUCUAACGGAAACGUUACACAAACACACCCGGUCAUGUCCAUCGACAAACUCUUCCCUGCUCUCCUCGAGUGUUUUGGCAUCAUCUUAUGUGGAUACGUCGCGGGACGAGCCGGCAUCAUCACGUCGACACAAGCCAAGGGACUGGGGAACUUCGUGUCAAAAUUUGCUCUUCCGGCAUUGCUGUUUAAGAGCAUGGUGGAGUUAGACUUAAACAAUGUCAUUUGGUCUUUUUUAUGGAGCAUUCUCAUCGCCAAAACAGCAGUGUUCUUCAUCGUUGGAGUUGUUACUCUGUUAGUCACCGGCCGCGAGAGCCGAUUUUCCAAAGCUGGCCUCUUUUCCAUCUUUGCCACCCAGAGUAACGACUUCGCAUUGGGGUACCCGAUUGCUGAGGCUCUGUAUAGAAAUUACCAUCCCGAAUAUCUCCAGUACAUCUACCUGGUGGCUCCCGUGUCCCUCAUGGUCCUGAACCCAGUGGGCUUCGCCUUCUGUGAGAUCCAGAAGUGGCAGUCCAAUCAGGAACGGCAGCAGAGUAAGUUCCAGAUCGUGGGAGUGGCGUUCCUGCAGGUCCUGAAGAACCCCAUCGUCUUCAUGGUGAUCAUCGGGAUCGUGAUGCACUUUCUGCUGGGGCAGAAGAUCCCUGGUUUCAUGGAAGAGUUUGUUAACGGUCUGGCGAACUCCUUUGGAGGGGCGGCUUUGUUUUAUCUGGGCCUGUCCAUGGUCGGGCAGCUGAGGAAACUGACCCGCUCCGCUGGAGUAGCUCUUAUUCUGCUCAUCACGGCCAAACUGCUGAUGUUGCCGCUGAUGUGUCGGGGAAUGGUUGAAUUUCUGAACACUGGGAAUGGCAGUUCCCUCGACCACUCCAGUCUCUCCAACUACGCCUUCCUGUACGGAGUCUUCCCCACAGCCCCCAGCGUGGCCAUCUACGCCGCACACUACGGCAUGGAGAUAGAAGUCGUGACCUCGGGUAUGGUGAUUUGCACGUUUGUCUCUGCUCCCAUCAUGUACGUGUCCGCCUGGCUCCUCACCAUAUCGUGGAUGGAUCCCAAGCCGCUGGCCACCGCUCUCCAGAAUGUCUGUUUCAACAUCAGUAUCAUCUGCUUAAUCGCCCUGGUGUGGACUGUGGCCGUGAUGUUGCUGAGUAAGAAGUUCCGGAGACUUCCUCACCUGCUCUCGGUGAAUCUGUUUGUGGCACAGCUAAUGGUGUGUAUUGGCAUGAUAAUUUGGAACUUCGUGGUGGAGCAGGACAACUUCAUCGGACAGGUGUUAACUUUCCUGCUGCUCUACAGUUCUCUCUACAGCACCUAUGUGUGGCCAGGUCUCAUUGCGCUGUCUCUGGUCUUCCUGAAGAGGGAGCGUGAGCUGAGCCUGUCUCCGCGUCUGCUGGCGAUCAUCGGUUGGGGAUUACCACUUCUUGCCAUGGCGAUCCUGCUAAUUAGUGGGAGCAAGAUGCCCGACACCAUUGACUCUGCUUUCUUUUACGGAAGACUUCAGAUCAUCUGCUCUGCAGUGGUGUUAAUCGGUAGUAUCAUUGUGGGAGGUGUCAGUCUGAUGAUUCUGAGUCGAGGAACACAGAGCUAUCAGAACCUUGAUCAGGGCUCACUGUCUGGUACCACUGAGGAUGUCUCUGCCCAGUCCAGCCCAGUCACACAGACCAGUCCAGGGCCUGGUGCCCAGUAUGAGAGCAUUAAUGGAGAUUGUUAUAGGUGUUCUCCGGCACAGACUAUACCUGACAGAGUCGACACCACACAGAUGAACGGCUCUCUAUGCACACAGACUGGUCCAUGCGGGCUGGGCUGUGAUGUCACACACUGCCUGCUGGCGCAGGAGGAACAGCGGAGUCAAGAUUCAGACAUACAGCAGGCCAGACACGUACUGCUCUGUCUGCUACUGACAAUCAGCAUGCUCGCUAACUUUGCGAGCUGUGUCUGGUGGCUGGUUAGCGAGGUUCCUGGCAGACUGUAUGUGGAGUUACAGUUUUUCUGUGCUGUGGCCAACUACGGACAGGGCCUGAUUUCAUUCAGUCUGUUCGGCCUUGACAAACACUUAAUCAUUCUGCCAUUCAAAAAGAGGUUAACCAGGCUUUGGCAGGCUCUCUGUCUCAGAGAGGAACAUACUGAGACACUGACUGAGGAGAUAAGACUGACGUGUUCUCAGUUCAUUCACUACCAUAAAGACCAGUGUGUCCAGGACAUCGUCCAAAAGAAGAGGUGUGGGGAGUCCAGUCUGGUCCAGACGUUUCUGGGCUCUGACAUGGUAGCGUGGCUUCAGAGGGUCGGGUUGGCCCAGGACCAGGGUGAGGCCCUGCGCUACGGCUCCCGCCUGCUGGAGGGCGGAGUCAUACGACCUAUCACCCAGGACUACGGUUUCCAGGACGACUGCCUUCACUACUGCUUCAUAGAGGAAGACACGAACCAUCAGUAGGCAUCUUAUCUCUGGACAGCGAGAAAACUACCCUGAAGAGAUUAAAAUAACAAUAAUAAUAAUAAUCUUUUAUUUUUCGAGGGACUAAAUGCCAUUUUGUUGAGUCCUGCUGACAUGCACUGGCCUGAAUAGUGAAUGUGAGUGUGCCGGGCCAAAGACAUGUUUGUGCUGGAGGAUGUGCAAACACGGAUCCUGUUCCUUCAUAUGACACACUGUAGACAUGCCUGCGUGCAUCCACACUCACGCUACCUCAGAAUGCUUCACCAGCGUGAUGAGAAACUCGUUUUUAUAACCCCUUCUGUCCCGGCCAGUCGUGAGUUUAAAAAUGGGACGAACUAACUCGUCUCCCUGUUGUGUUCUGUGAGUUAUGACAUAACAGGUUUCAUUUGAAUGUUGAU